AUGGUUUGCGCGCUCUCCAAGCACAAGAGGGCUCGUCCUGCUCCACCGACGCCCGGCCCCAGCAUGCCUUGCACACCACCGUCCACGCAGCACAAGAGGGCUCGUCGUCCUGCUCAGCCGCCGACGACUACCCCUACGGCGGCGGCGGCGCCCGAGCCCGACUGGUCGUCGCUCACCCCGGACCUCGUCCGCCGCGUCGGCGACCAUGUCCUGGCUGCCGACGACAUCGACUACUACAUGGCCUUCCGUGCCGUCUGCCACAACUGGCGCCGCACCCUCAAGGACAACAACGCGGCAAACUGCACCGACGAUCCCACUUUCUUCCAGACGAGCAAGUGGGCGGUGCUGGACCGGCACGACAGUGACGUCCUCGCGCUCGUCAACAUGGAGACCGGCCGCUUCCUCCGCAAGAGGAUCCCGCUGCUCCGCGAAUACUUCUUCGUCGGCGCCGCCAGUGGCGGCCUCGUCCUCCUCGCGGAGCCAACGUACCCCUACCGCGCCGUCGUGCUCAACCCCUUCACGGGUGUGCUGGCCCGCUUCAAGGCGCGCGUUCCCACAGGUGAUGCAAGGGAGGUCGCCGUGAUCGCAGCGCCUCCGCCGACAACGAUGACAGUGUUUGUCUGCAUGCUAGAUGAUGGCGCCGUCUUGUGGGCAGACCAGGACAGCAAGUACUUCCGAAAGUGCGCAGCGCCGGCGCCUUACCCCGACGACGGUCUCCUAUGCAUGGUUCCCUUCGCCGGCGACGUGUACCUCACCAACCGGCAAGGAGCCGUACUCUCUACAACUGCUGCGGCCGUCGUCGACGAUGGCGCCUCCCAAGGUCCACGUUGCAGCCGCUCAGCUCAGAGCAUCUCCAUGGCCACUGCCAUUCCGGAGGCGGUGGAGGGUGGCCAUUGCCAUUAUUACCUCGUGGAGUCUGGGGGAGAGCUGCUGCUUGUGAUCAGACGUGCUUGGGUGGACACCGUGAGGAACGUGCUUGAACCGGUGAGCACCAUCGGCAGCCGCGCCCUCUUCCUCAGCCGUGUCAGGUGUGUCUCCAUCGACGCCGAGAAGUUCCCGGCCGUCCAAGGUGGCUGCAUCUACUUUGUGGAUCAGUUCGUCACCGGAAGCUGCUACUUCGACGUUCAGUUCUCGUUCAUGACCGUUGUUCGCUUCCCUGGUGCCGACGGAGUGCAGCAGCCUAUGGUGGAUGUAAGCCCCAUACCAGCAUAUUGUUUCCAGCCGUUCACCCUCACCCAUGUUUUUGCAAAAUACUGCAAGUUUGUCCAGUGUUCUGAACUGCGCCGCGAAGUUAUGAUCGAUGACGAGGAAGAUUGCUCGGAUGACGACGAGGAGGAUUCUGAUGAAGAAGAUUAUUUCUCAGAUGAUGACGACGGUUCUGAUGGAGGGUCCUCUGAAUCUGAUCAGUGA
Miscanthus lutarioriparius is the source of this 1410-nucleotide messenger RNA. The record is from the annotation of a GenBank genome assembly. NCBI's taxonomy places the organism in Eukaryota, Viridiplantae, Streptophyta, Magnoliopsida, Poales, Poaceae.